AUGCAUUUGCCGCAAUAUCCUUGCAUCACCGAGGCGAUGCUGCAGAACAUCGUAAAACGCACCGGGAUGGACGAACUUGGCGACACCAGCUCCCUUCUCCUCCACGGAAUCCCCGCCGACUCUGGUAUAGGCCACUUCGAAUAUUUUGUGCUCUUCAUCGCUCUAGCGAUAUCGGCUAUGACCCUGACCUGGAAAGCUGAAGACCAGGCAAGAGCUGCCUCGGAAUCCUUCUUUAACUCUGCAUUGAAGCAUUUGCAGGUCCUUGAAGAACAGAGUGAGAUAAAAUCACUUCAGAUUUCUCUUCUUCUCGCCCACUAUGCACACAUGUGCCCAGAGAGGGUUGAUAACUGGACUUGUAUCUCUGAUGCUGUGAGGAUCGUUCUCAAUCUUGGCCUUCACAGGGAAUGCACUGAAAAUAUUGACCUUGAGCAUCGCCGGCUCCGCGCGGAAUUAUUUUGGGUUACUUAUGGGAUGGAGCGGUCAUUGUGUACUAAUCUACGCCUCCCUCUUUCAUUUCCAGAAGAAGCUAUCACAACAAAGCGCGAGCUGUUUGUUGAAGAAGGAUUCAACUCUCUUUUUACGAAUGAGGAUUUAUUGAGAAAGUCAGCAUCCAGCCACAUUUGCCUCUACCGAGCCUUGGAGACGGAGGUGCAUAGGGUCCUGCACCUCGAGGACACCCUUCUUGAGAGUAGUGGCAUGAGUAUCGAAGCUUGGAUCAUUGACAUUAACACACGCCUGGGGACUUGGUAUGAGGCGGCACAGGUUUACACUCAAUACGGGAUGCUUGAAUUCAAACAUGUGCAGUACCACCACCUACGCGCGAGGAUUCAUCGCCCGACGCCACGCCUUAUGAAUCGCACGAAUGAGGAUCGCGAGCAGGUACUCCAAGCGGCGAUUGUUUUGAUCGACGACUACCAUGGCCAAGAGAGCCGACGAAGGCUAUUUUACCCCUGGCACGGUGUCCACAUACUGUUCGAAGUUGUUGUUAUCGCCUUGGAGGCUUGCUGGACGUUGUACAAUUGUCACGUAAUACACCCCCUCGCCGAGGAACUUCUCAAGAGCCGCAUUCCGCAAUGCCUCCAGAUGUUUAGAAACAUAGGCGAACGCUGGAAUGAGGCAGCGGCAUGUGCUCAGCGACUUCAACCGCUUCUUGAGAGAAUCACUGUGUGGUAUUAUCCUGGCAGUGAUGAAAUUGCUGAUAAAACAUCCAUAUCAGAGGAGAUACGGAAUCUUCUUUUAUCCGAUGGCUCCCUUACGUGGAACCAGAGAGUGGCAUCGCAUAUUCAGUUGCCAGUCGAGGCAUUCCUCUUUGAUGAUGUGGAGCUGGAUAACUUCCAGUUCUUGGAAUGGGCGCCUGAGUGGGAUAUCAUGCCCACGGAUUUUGAACUAGCAUAA
Clonostachys solani is the source of this 1395-nucleotide messenger RNA. Lineage: Eukaryota; Fungi; Ascomycota; Sordariomycetes; Hypocreales; Bionectriaceae. The record is from the annotation of a GenBank genome assembly.